This is a messenger RNA of Humulus lupulus (European hop), 546 nucleotides long. Its product is annotated as geranylgeranyl transferase type-2 subunit beta 1-like. The transcript is spliced from 6 exons. Lineage: Eukaryota; Viridiplantae; Streptophyta; Magnoliopsida; Rosales; Cannabaceae. Gene Ontology annotation, biological process: protein geranylgeranylation. Gene Ontology annotation, cellular component: Rab-protein geranylgeranyltransferase complex. The coding region runs from base 1 to 546 and encodes 181 amino acids. Gene Ontology annotation, molecular function: Rab geranylgeranyltransferase activity. The record is from RefSeq and is a predicted model, not a curated record.
AUGCAAGUUUUAGCCCUCUUUGACAAGCUUGAUGUUCUAGACAUUGAGAAGGUGUCAAAUUCUAUUAAAUCAAAUGUUGCUGGGCUGCAAAAUGAAGAUGGAUCAUUUUCCGGGGAUGAAUGGGGUGAAGUUGAUACAAGAUUCUCCGAUAUUGCAAUAUGCUGCCUUGCAUUGGUGCAUCAGUUGAAUAAAAUUAAUGUUGAGAAGGCUGUGAAGUAUAUAGUUAGUUGCAAAAACCUGGAUGGUGGAUUUGGAUGUACACCGGGUGGAGAGUCUCAUGCUGGGCAAAUUUUCUGUUGUGUGGGAGCUCUUGCUAUUACAGGGUCUCUGCAUGAUAUCGACAAAGACCUUCUCGAGUGGUGGUUGUGUGAGCGGCAAGUCAAAUCUGGAGGUCUUAAUGGGCGCCCAGAGACACUUCCAGAUGUCUGCUAUUCAUGGUGGGUCCUUUCUAGCCUGAUCAUGAUUGACAGAGUACAUUGGAUUAACAAGGAAAAACUUGUGAAGUUCAUCUUAGACUGCCAGGGACAUUUUCACUCUUACCUCUGA